Messenger RNA from Ostrea edulis (European flat oyster), 1602 nucleotides. Its product is annotated as homeobox protein Hox-A2-like. Bases 1 to 1389 code for a protein of 462 amino acids. The record is from RefSeq and is a predicted model, not a curated record. NCBI's taxonomy places the organism in Eukaryota, Metazoa, Mollusca, Bivalvia, Ostreida, Ostreidae. The transcript has 4 exons. Gene Ontology annotation, molecular function: RNA polymerase II cis-regulatory region sequence-specific DNA binding; DNA-binding transcription factor activity, RNA polymerase II-specific. Gene Ontology annotation, biological process: regulation of transcription by RNA polymerase II.
AUGUUGGAAGUGGAUGGAUUUAGAAGAAAUUUUUCCAAUACAGGAUUUGCUCAACCGCCCCAGAUUAUUUAUCCAGGAGCAAACGACACGGCAGUAUACUCAGUUCCCCCUCAUCCAUUUCUUCCUCCUCUCAACCAAGCACAGCCGUGGUUACAGGAUCGCGAGUCGGAGAAGUCAUCAAAGUCACCUGACACAGGCAGCCAAUCAGCGGACGAAGAUGAAGAUGAUGAGUAUCGCCCAUUCACCCCUCCCCCACCGCGUGAGCGCUUGAGCUACACCCGUUACCAACUAGAGCUACUAAACGCCAUCUACAAUCACGUGAGGUAUCCCAACAGCACCCAAAAACAGCUGAUCGCCAAACGUGUUGGAAUUACUAGAGAGCAAGUGAAGAUAUGGUUUCAAAACAGAAGACGGAAAGACGUCGUAAGUAAGCAUGAAGAAAAACCAAAGCCUGAGGACUCCGAAAGUCCAGACAGCAAAAGCGACGAGUGUCACAACAGUAACGACAGCGACAAGACCGUUAAUAUCGACAGUGAUUCAGGAGUGAGUGACUCCGGAAGUUGCGCGGACGAACAAGACAAAUCAAUGGUCCCACCAGUUGUGCUCAAGAGUGUAAUAGCGGAACUGAACAGGUUUGAAAAAGAGACUCUUAAGCCGAAAAAGAAAACGAAAAAGAAACACGCAGUUGUGAAAAAGAGAGAACUGAAGUCCAAUCUCACCACUGCUUUGUUACACGGCGGGUUUGACAUUGUCAGUCCCCCGAACCAAGUUGUGCCCUCUGCUCAAGGACAAAGACACAUCAAUAAAUUCUCACAUUGCUCAAAAUCCUCAGCUUUCGAAUCUCCACGCGAUGCAUCAAAACCCGCGCAAAAUAUAUUUGACUUUGGUUCAAUGGGUAGUACCGCCAUGUUACGGAGUCCAACUCGCGCAUACAUGUCGGACACCCUCGGUCUUCCAACCAGUGCCCUGGGAUGCGAUUUACCAGUGUUGUCGGACUUACUGACCGUAAGUACUGACCAAAGAAAGGAACGCGGCAUUCCAAGCAGAAGCCCACAGAGAUCAGCAGAGCGAGAGCGAAGAGGAGAAUUUUCACCAAGCCACUCGCGCUUCCCCACGCCAUAUUCCAAUCCUUUCGGUUACAUCUACCCUUAUCAUUUUUUAGCUGAGCCCGGAUUUAUGCUUUCUUCAUUACGACAUUCGGAACCUUACAGGCAUUAUGGACACUACCCAUCCAUCUUCUGUUCGGAACCUUCAUCUUUUCACCAGAUAAAUCCCACCCAUUUGAGUAACCCAUAUUAUUCUUCAAUAACGCCCACCUCCUCUACUCCAUGGAACAAUCAAACUCUUUCAACACCCGCCUCCAAUGAUUCUUCAUACGAACAGCUAUAGAAAAUGGGAUGGGAAGAAUCAUUGCAAAUUUGAAAUUGUCUGUGAGAUUGUGUUAUUUGUGUCUUGUGCACGACAAUUCAGAGAUAACGUGUGUAUGGAAAUAACAUGUCCUACCUCAAUACAAGAAUUCUCCUAUUUAUUUAAUAAGAUGCAGUGGUGCUACACUAGUUAUGUAAAGAGAACACAUGAACAACAGUGAUUCGUGUUUGACUA